Messenger RNA from Frankliniella occidentalis (western flower thrips), 1458 nucleotides. Its product is annotated as choline-phosphate cytidylyltransferase A. Gene Ontology annotation, molecular function: phosphatidylcholine binding; choline-phosphate cytidylyltransferase activity. The record is from RefSeq and is a predicted model, not a curated record. NCBI's taxonomy places the organism in Eukaryota, Metazoa, Arthropoda, Insecta, Thysanoptera, Thripidae. Gene Ontology annotation, biological process: CDP-choline pathway. Bases 266 to 1354 code for a protein of 362 amino acids. The transcript is spliced from 8 exons.
UUUGGGCGGCAGCCAGCUGACGAGGCGCGGCCCGCGGCGUGGCGGGGCGUGGCGGGCGGCGAGCGGUGCGCGCGGGCACAUAGCGGGGAGUUGUAGUCCGCGACUGCACGCCACUCGAGGCAGACCAGGAGGAGGACCAGAGGGGAACCGGAGGCGCGCGAGAGUCGAGCGAGUGCGACACUGGGCGAGCAGGGCGGCAGAUUUAGUUUCACUGCGCCGAGCAGGUGACGACACACCACGCAAGCAUACACACUAGACACAUAAGAUGUCGCAGAGGAAGAGAACACGGGCAGAGGCGGACGUCAAGGCGACAAGCACCGUACACAGCAACGGAAAGUCACAGGCAGCGCCGCCCACCCUCGCAUUGGCCGCUUGUACAGUACCGCCGUUCAGCGACGAGCCAGAGGCCAUCCUAAGGCGAGAGCAUGUCGACUAUACCAGAAAAAUUUCACUCCGCGAAGCCAAGGCGGGUCUUGCCCCCCGUCCGGUCAGGGUGUUCUCUGACGGCAUCUACGACCUAUUUCACCAGGGUCACUCCCGCCAGCUAAUGCAGGCCAAGAACCUCUUCCCUAACGUGUACCUCAUCGUCGGAGUGAGCGGAGACAAACAGACGCACAAGAAGAAGGGCCGUACCGUGAUGACCGAGGACGAGCGCUACGAGGCCGUGCGGCACUGCCGGUACGUGGACGAGGUGGUCAAGGACCCGCCCUGGGUGCUCACCGACGAGUUCCUCGAGAUGCACAAGAUCGACUUCGUCGCCCACGACGACAUCCCCUACCCCACCCCCGACGGCACGGACCUGUACCAAAAGCUCAAGGACCGAGGCAUGUUCGCGGCCACUGAGCGCACCGAGGGCGUGUCCACAUCCGACAUCGUUGCCAGGAUCGUCCGCGACUACGACAUGUACGUGCGCAGGAACCUCGCGCGAGGCUACAGCGCCAAGGAACUCAACCUAUCGUUCAUGAGGGAAAAGAGACUGCGACUGGCAAAUAAAAUGGACGAGCUAAAAACCAAGGGAAAGCGAGUCAUGGAAAACAUUGGUGAGAAACGAACCGAUAUUAUCCAAAAGUGGGAGGAAAAAUCAAGAGAUAUUAUUGACACAUUCCUGCACUUGUUUGGAGGGGAAGGCAGAUUAUCUCACAUCUGGAACGAAGGCAAAGGCCGGAUAAUGCAAGCCUUGUCCCCGCCGUCCAGCCCCGGCCGCCUGCGAUACGACACCAGUGAGGACGACGAGGACACCUCUUCCAACGGCUCGUCGUCGGCGCCCCCGCGCAAGACCAUGCGGCGGGAGGCGGCCGCCAGUCGGGCCGCGGCCUUUCACCUGGACGACUUCUCGGACGAAGAGAAAGACUGAUUGUUAAAAUAAUUAUACUAAUACAAUUAUUCGCUCAUAAUUUUGUGAUAUUAUAACCACUGAUUUGUUUUUAAGUACACUUUGUGAAUAAAUUUGUCGCCUCA